Molecule: messenger RNA, 709 nt
Organism: Sitophilus oryzae (rice weevil)
Lineage: Eukaryota; Metazoa; Arthropoda; Insecta; Coleoptera; Curculionidae
Exons: 1
Coding region: 101-655 (184 amino acids)
Molecular function (GO): RNA binding
Source: RefSeq, a predicted model, not a curated record
UCGUUGUUUUUAUAUUUUUAUUUAAAUUAUCAAAGUUCGGAUUUUAAUAUUUUUAUUCAAUGUUUUGAUUGUAGGAGUUUUGAAAGUAAAUUCAUGGAAAAUGUUUAGAUCAUUCAGAAAAUUAUAUAAUAAGACUUGUUUACAACAAAUUUGUAUAUUAUCAAGAACACAAUAUAAUCAUACAUUAAUUUUAACAACUAGCCAUUUACUGAAACAACCAUCUAUAAGGUUUAAUGAUAUUCGUUUCAAAAGUAAAGGCCCCAAGAAGCAGUGUGGGAAGAGUGAAUCAGAAAGUUAUGAAGAGGAUGAUGAUUCUGAAGAAGUUUACCAGGACAAACAUACUAAAGUGAUAAAUAUUAGUGUCACAUCUCUUCGUGUUGAUGGCAUUUUAAAAAGUGGUCUGGGUAUGGCGAGAAAUAAAAUUGAAACAUUGUUUUACGAAAGUAAAAUUAGAGUAAACGGGGAAAAGAUUUUAAAGAAAAGUACAAUGGUCCGAGAAGGGGAUGAAAUUGAUCUUAUUAAAGGACCUGAUUUAAGAAAUCCAAAUUUUGUUAAUAUAGCAAGACUGGAAAUAUUGAAAAUUACACCAAAAGAAGAAACUAUUUCAGUAAGAAUGAGAAGGUGCAAAUCUCUUAGUGUAGAAUCUUACAGCUGACAAAAUGUUUAUUAAGUUUUUAUUUAUUGUAAAUAAAAAUCUAAGUUAAAUAUA